Exophiala dermatitidis NIH/UT8656 is the source of this 1773-nucleotide messenger RNA. Its product is annotated as prenyl protein peptidase. The coding region runs from base 659 to 1705 and encodes 348 amino acids. Gene Ontology annotation, molecular function: metalloendopeptidase activity. The transcript has 3 exons. The record is from RefSeq and is a predicted model, not a curated record. Lineage: Eukaryota; Fungi; Ascomycota; Eurotiomycetes; Chaetothyriales; Herpotrichiellaceae. Gene Ontology annotation, biological process: CAAX-box protein processing. Gene Ontology annotation, cellular component: endoplasmic reticulum membrane.
AUCUGGCUGAACAGGGGAAGUGGGUUUUCCUGAGCAGCGGCGGAGCCUCCAUCUUCGAUUUGGCAGAUGAGCAGACUUCUUGAUUGCUGGUCUGUGUGUUCGUCAGCGCCAAUGAUAGGAGUCGACAGCAGGACACGGUGAAGUGGUCAAAUUGGUACCUUAUCGUUGGACGUACAGUACAGCAAGGGAGUGAAGCGGCAGUACUGUAGGCACCGCGGUAGGUGUAACAAUUAGGAGCUGGACACGCGUCUGCCACACUACCUAGGAGGUACUGCUGCCUGUGUGUGGUGUGCGCAGGAAGCCCAGGCGCAGGCAGACGAUUCCUCACUCACGCGCCUUUUGGCUGCAUACCACUGCACGCCAGAUCAACCACCAACAGCCACCACAAGAUUGAAGUGCUAUCAUUCCUCUUACUGCAUCCGAACCCACGUUUAGGUCACAGCCGUUGAGCAAACGGUGGCCGUCUAGUCGUCCUCAUUGUCGUGGCCGUCGUCGUCGACGCCCACAACGAUUGGUAUCCGUCUUCCUAUUCCGACCACGACCACACUGCGACUCCGAUUCUGCGACCUCGUAUCAGCCUGUCUCUCUGACAGUUGCAUUUGUGCCUCCGGCCACAUCAUAUGCAUGUUCCAACCGCCUGGCGUCCGAGUUCCUGCCCAUGGCUCCCGUCAGCGUACUAUCCAAACUGAAGGCCGCCUAUUUCGGCUACCAAGACAAAGAUGAACCCAUUAUAUCGACCGCAACAGCCACCAUCCUCUCGAUCGCCUUCACGCUGAUCUACGUGGUACCCUUCUACUUGUCGGCAUCGACGAGGCCAUCGCCUACUCUGAACCGAGAUGCACCAUCAGUAAUACGAGCUCGCGUUCGGACUGUAACAGGUGCUUGCGUUGCGGCAUCAGCAGCAACGCUUUAUUUACUUGUCGUGACAGCAAAGCUGACGGCCGUCGACGCACUACACUUCCUGGGUUGGUGGCCUAUUCGGCCCAUCGACGUGGCCAAAUGUUGCGCACUGACGCUUCUGCUUUACAUUGGGCCUUUAUUUGAGAAGAUAUUCAUUGAGCGUGACCUGGAUGAUUUUCAUCGAGGCCGCAAGAUCGUCGAGUCUCUCAGCAGCUGGCAAGGCUAUCGGAACUAUGUGGCGGGUCCCAUCACUGAAGAGAUCAUCUUCCGCUCCGUGUUGGUACCAUUGCACUUACUGGCGAAGGUGUCGCCCACCAAAGUCGUCUUCUUGACACCGUUAUAUUUCGGAAUCGCCCAUGUACACCACUUCUACGAAUUCACGCUAACUCAUCCUUACACGCCACUUGCACCGGCAAUUCUGCGUACGGUCUUCCAGUUCGGCUAUACCACCCUGUUCGGCUGGUUUGCAGACUUUAUUUAUCUUCGAUCCGGCUCGCUCUACGCCUGUAUCAUCAUCCAUGCAUUUUGCAACUGGGUUGGCCUUCCUCGGUUUUGGGGUCGUGUGGAAAGAAGAGAGCAAUACCCGCCCAGUCCAGUGGCCAUCAGGGGAAAGGAUGAUAGUGAUGCCAUUCAGCCAGAGGCCAAGGGAGGGCAACUGGGUCUCAAAUGGACAGUGGCUUACUACGUGUUGUUAUUGACCGGCGUCUACGCCUUCUAUGCUGGGUUGUGGCCACUGACCGAGUCACCGCUCGGCCUGGCACAGUUUGGGAGCGCUGCCCAGAAGACAAAGAAGUCAUGGCCAUAACUGUAGACGAAAAGUAUACAGACACCAAUCGAAUCGUGAUCAUACUUCAUUAAUAAGCAGCAUUUUUA